Molecule: messenger RNA, 7810 nt
Organism: Eleginops maclovinus (Patagonian blennie)
Lineage: Eukaryota; Metazoa; Chordata; Actinopteri; Perciformes; Eleginopidae
Gene: foxp4
Product: forkhead box P4
Exons: 19
Coding region: 544-2742 (732 amino acids)
Biological process (GO): regulation of transcription by RNA polymerase II
Cellular component (GO): nucleus
Molecular function (GO): RNA polymerase II cis-regulatory region sequence-specific DNA binding; DNA-binding transcription repressor activity, RNA polymerase II-specific
Source: RefSeq, a predicted model, not a curated record
AUCCACACUCGUUCUCUCGCACAGCCCUAGUGAUUCAACCCUGAUUUCCAGCGAACAGACGGGAUGCCAAAAAGUGAGGACCGGUGAAGAGCUUGUUCGCGCUGAAGAAGUCUCUUGAAGAGAUAGCGAAGGGAAGCAGACGCAACAAAACAAGACGAGAAGCUGCGUGCUUUCUCCGCGGCAACUUGCGCACAGUGCCAGAGUUUUAGCGGCAGUAUUGUUCUGACUUCACUCCAGAGGGGCCACUCGGAGGAGAGAGGACGCACACAAAAGGGAAAAGGAAAGGACUAACGAGCACGCUUUGUCGUUUGAAGUAAUGGUCCUGCGGUCUUAGAUCCUAGAUUUCUCUGUCUCUCUCUCCCCUCUCUGUUUCUUUCCAUUUUUCUUUUUUUGAGAUUUUUUUCGUCGGUUUGUGUCCCCCUUUGUCGCCGCGAGAGAGUGGACGCACCGGGGGCUCGAGGAGCAGAAGCGGGGCUGUCCACAUGGUCCAACCACUGGCGUGAAAGUUGACUUCUUCAGAAAACCAGAGAACAGGUGCCAGUGAUGAUGGUGGAAUCAGCCUCUGAGACCAUUCGAACGGCACCGUCCAACCAAAACGGAGUCAGCAGCCUAAGCAGCCAAUCAGAUGGAGGGGGAGGUAGAGAGGGUGGAUCUAACGGAGACACCAAUGGAGAGAUUAGCCCGGUCGACUUACUGCACCUGCAACAGCAACAGGCGCUCCAGGCAGCCAGACAGUUCCUCCUCCAGCAGGCCUCUGGACUCAACUCUCCUGGCAACGAGGUCAAACAGAGCGCUGUGCAGGUGCCUGUAUCCAUGGCUAUGAUGAGUCCACAGAUGAUCACUCCUCAGCAGAUGCAACAGAUCCUGUCCCCCCCUCAGCUCCAGGCCCUGCUGCAGCAACAGCAGGCUCUAAUGCUACAGCAGUUACAGGAGUACUACAAGAAGCAGCAAGAGCAGUUGCAUCUCCAGCUUCUGUCUCAGCAGCAGCAGCAGCAGCAGCAGCAACAACAACAGCAGCAGCAGCAGCAGCAGCAACAGCAGCAGCAGGCCGGGAAGCAAGCAGCAAAAGAGCAGUUAGGCAGUAAGCAGUUGGCCUUCCAGCAGCAGCUGAUCCAGAUGCAGCAGCUCCAGCAGCAGCACAUCCUCAACCUCCAGAGACAAGGCCUGGUACCACUGCAGCCCACCGCCGCCAUGCAGUCUCUUCAGCAAGCGAUGUGUCCGUCAGACCUCCAACAGCUGUGGAAGGAGGUGUCGGGGGUGCAGAGCAGUGAGGAGGCCCUGAAACAUGCCGAGGGCCUGGACUUGAGCACCAACAGCUCUAACUCUACCUCAGCCUUCCCCAAAGCUGCCAGUGCUCACAUCCCACUGCACAGCUUGAUCAAUGGACAGAGCCACACCCCAAAGAGAGACAGAGCCCGACUGUUUGAGUGGAUAUCCUCCUUCACCAAGUCAGACAUUGGAGAUGAACAUGUCCCCCUUUACUCCAAAGGUGGCCACACCCCCAGCAGCCAUCAUGAGGAGCAUGCCGGCUCCCAUCCUCUUUACGGCCAUGGGGAGUGUAAAUGGCCUGGCUGUGAAGCACUGUGUGAGGACAUGGGACAGUUCAUCAAGCACUUGAACAAUGAGCACGCCCUAGAUGACCGCAGCACUGCUCAGUGCCGAGUCCAGAUGCAGGUGGUCCAGCAACUAGAGAUACAGCUGGCAAAAGAGAGUGAGCGACUUCAGGCCAUGAUGACCCACCUGCACAUGCGCCCCUCAGAGCCAAAGCCUUUUAACCAACCGAUGGCGCUCCUCUGUAAACAGCAGCCCAGCAGAUUGUGGAGCCUUAAACUGAACCUGGCUUCCGGUGGCUCUCUCUUAAAGCGGGACAGCGAUAUGUACCCAGAGGGUCUUCCUCACCCCCCCACCUCAGCUGCCGCCCCAAUCACCCCAAUGCGCCAGGGCCCCUCAGUCAUCAGCUCCUCCAGCCUGCACUCACACUCCCACUCCCACUCGCACGGGGUCGGGCCCAUACGAAGGCGCAACUCGGACAAGUACUGCACCCCCAUCGCCUCAGAGCUGGCUCAGAACUGUGAGUUCUACAAGAACGCUGAUGUCAGGCCUCCUUUUACUUACGCCUCUCUUAUACGCCAUGCCAUUCUGGAGUCCCCAGACAGACAGUUGACUCUCAAUGAGAUCUACAACUGGUUUACACGGAAGUUUGCCUAUUUCAGGAGAAACACAGCAACAUGGAAGAAUGCUGUGCGCCACAACCUGAGUCUGCACAAGUGUUUUGUUCGCGUUGAGAACGUGAAGGGGGCUGUGUGGACUGUGGAUGAAGUUGAAUACCAAAAGAGGAGACCACCAAAGAUGACCGGAAGUCCCACUCUUGUGAAAAACAUGAUUUCAGGCCUGGGCUUUGGAUCCCUAAACGCCAGCUACCAGGCGGCUCUGGCAGAGAGCAGUCUGUCCCUGCUAAACAGCCCCUCCAUGAUGAGCCCCUCUGCGGCCAGCCUCAACAUGCUGCAUGUGGGCCACGAUGAUGUCAGCUCCACUGUGGAGCAGGUCAACAGCAACGGCAGCUGCAGCCCCACGCUCAGCCCUCACCAGUACAGCCACCAUGUCCAUGUGAAGGAGGAGCCCACUGAUCUGGAGGAGGACAUCCGGUCAGUAUCCCUCCUGCCCGGCGCCACACACAGCCUGCCAUUGCCGAGCGACGAGCGCGACCUGGAGGAGGAUCUUCCCACCGAGGAGCUGGAGUAGGAAAGAUGCCCAUCGGACCAGAGGGAAAUCAAUCCCUGAGCCCUCUUGUCAGCGUGAAGAGGAAACGAUAGCUUCAGUACACUUAAGAGAAAAGAGAGAAAAAAGAGAUUUUUUUUUUUGUUUUUAAGAAAAUGCAAGCAACCAAGGACAACAUUGAGAAACUCCAAACAGGGUUAGAUGACCUCCGUUACUCGUAAGGCGCUAAAACAAGACAGUGGAGCACUGCUUUACCUCCAUGUGUUUCUUUUACAACACUUGGCUCAGAGGUGUAACACCACUUACCGCAUAUACACAACACAAAAAACACUUACACACACACACACGGAAUCACUUGUCAAACCUUGUGUCAUCAUCCUCCCUGGUCAGCCUCUGUGUAGAGACCCUCAGAGGUUUGGACACACACUCUUCUCCUUGCCCGACCACUCUGCAUACGCCCCCCCUCGCUGUUGUCCCAGGCUAUCUGGCUAGCUGUUUUAUCUUUACGUCAGUUGAGAAGCCACACAGGUGUGUGAGUUUGUGUGUGAGUGUGUUUGUGUUUGAAAGAGAUAGACACACACAGGAUCAUGUGUAUAUAUAUUUGGAGCAGUCACCAGGGGCUGUGCAGUACACCUCUCCUUUUCCCCCCUCCUUGAGUCAAUCACUUGCAUUUUAAUUUUUUUUAUUUGAUUGAAAUGAAACUGUCGGGCUUCAAGAUGGGAAGGGAGGAGGAGCGCUUUCAAAGAUUACCUCCAACAGUGCUCCGACACUUCUGCAGAGCAGGCUCCCGUCUCGACGGCGAGGCUGUGGCCCCAGUCUCUGUCUAAACCCCCCUUCAAGACACUUAGUGACGAACAUAUUUUAAACUCUUUGCUUCUAAGUGAGUAAAAGACAUAUUCCUUACCCCACCUCGAUCCCUUCCCAUCUCCACCCCGAAAAGACUGCAGGAAUAGGACCAUUUGGUGCUGUCCUUCUCUUCUGCUCCGUCUGCGGAUGGAACGAUGAGCUUGGAACACUUUGAGAAUGAGAAGAAAGGAGGGGAAGCAGAGAAAAAUGAGGGAGGAAGCGUCUACAGAAAAAUUGUGACUUAAAAAGAAAACUGUUCAUGAUUAUGGAGUAUAACAAGAAAAAAAAGUGUGGUAGCUUUUGUCAUUUCCUUUUUUUAUUUGAUGUUAUUAUCAUUGUUUAUUUUUGAGGAUCAAUAUUUCCAUGGUGGCGUUCUGUUUCAACGUACCUUUUCUUAGGAUGCUGUUUUUGUUUUUGUAUUGUAAAUUGUUUGAUUUAUUCUGGCUGUUCAAACCAUUCCAAAUGAGUAUUGGCAAAAACAAAAAAGAAAGCGCAGUAUUGUCCCAACUUGUGAUACCCAACCCCCACUCCUGCCCCUCUCCAUAUCUAUCCCAAGUGUAGCAGGCAAGAAAUUUGGAAAUAGCACUUAAAGUUGCCAUUAUCCAGACAUUAUUUAACAGCUGAACCUUUUUUUUUAUUUGUAUUCUCUCUUUCAUUUGUUUUUGGUUGUGUAUUUAGUUGAGAAAUAUCAGUAAUGCUUUAAAAAUAUAUAUAUUAUUACUGCAGUGAGAGAAUACCUCAUCCCACAAAGGUUCUGCCUGGAACUGUGUCCAAAUUGAUAAACAAAAAAAGGGGAAUUCUUUCUGUGGGACACCAAAUGUGGCAACUCUGCUCAGUUUCGGUUCAAAGCUCUAUGGUUGUAAUAGUUACUGUGUAGAAGCUAUCUGCAAUUCACUGUGUGAGUUUGUGUUAAAGGAAUAGCACGUGAGAUUUAUUCUUUUUGUUUUCCGUGAUCAUAAAAAGCAUUACUUUUCUCUACAGUGCCAUACCAAAUUUAACAUUUAUUUUAAACUAUUAUCUGCUUAUUCCCAUUUUAUUUUUGUUACAGGUAACCAAAGAAAUAUGUAGAAAACCAAAAACCCUGUAGUUUAUUUUGCCCUUAUGAGUUUCCUUUUUUCUUAUUCUUAAAGAAUUGGCCAAAAGACAACAAACCAGGAGUUUGAAUUCUUAUUAUUGUAUUCAUAUAAAUAUUGUGUUGAAAUUUUACAUAAUUUACAGUGCUGACCAUUCCGAAAACCAAAGUGUGUGAAGCAAACUAAGACUCGGAGACAUCAAAGCUUUUACAUGAUAAGCGGUUACAAAUGACUCACAUUUAGGUAUGAGGCCAAAAACUAGUAUUAACAAACCUCGCACAGUUCCUCUGAAAAAACUAAAAGAAAGAGAAAAGAAAAAAAAGCACUUAGAGGUGAAACCCUGUCUCUCCCACUCUCAGGCUAAACUGUGUUCCAAACACAACCCGACUGGCCCUACUGCUGUAUGAGCAGGCCUAAAAAUUAGGCACUCGUUAGGCAUUUGAACACUUUCUGCUUUACAUGAUACUUUUUCUGGUGCUGUCCUAACAAACAUUUGGAGUUUUUUAAUCUAGGGAAAAAACAGAACGCUGUAGAUCUGUAUGUAGUAUUUGCAGAAAGGGGAAGUGUACUGGUCACAUCUUUUGAGGAGUUAUUCCAAAAACAUAUUAUUUAAUAAAGAGGGAACAAGUAAAAUAUAACAUACCAAUGUAAGAGGAAAACAACCAAGGGACAUCAUGUAAUUGAAAGUUGGGUUCAUAUUUUCUUACUUUUUGUCAAACUAUCUCUUGCACUUAAAUAAUUUUCUCUUAUUUAAUGAAAGAACCUUUCUGAUGACUUUGUGUUCAAACAGGACUGUUUCCUGUCACAUUAGAGACUGAUUUAUAACAAAGUACAAAGUGGCAGACGGACAUCUUGAAACGAGAUAAAAACCAAAAAUAACACUACCUCCUUUUCAAAACGGUUCAACACAUAGCCAAUGGGAGACCGAACUAAAAUAUUUUUUUUCCUCCAUUCUUACUCGAUGAUUAUAACAAAUGCCAAAAUUGUUGUUACACUUUACUGUAUGACUGACAAGAGAAAAAAAAAGGUAUUUGGCGAUCUGGACUCCCUAACACAUCUGCUCCAGCCCAAAAACUUAGAGACGUUUCACUUUCCAUGGAAUUAAAAAAUGACUACCUCUCCUUAAACCACAUCUAAAGCACUCUCUACGUCUCUUAAGUGUGUUGUGAAGUGAAGACACACAUGGGAGUAACAUAGGCUUAGAAGCAGGGCUCUGGGUUAGUGCAACAGAGGCUCUAACCAUCCAGAUAUCCAAAGACCCUCAACACAGCGGCAGCCGCUUCGCCGAAACACUCACAGAGAUGCUGAGAGGACUAACACACACUUAAAGAAACUCAUCAAUACUACUAGUAAUAUCCAAACCCAGAGGAACUGCUGCAUACAGUACAUAGAUGAUCUCUGACUUGUGCUUUAAGGUACACCUGUAAACAAAGCUGUUUUAUAAAGAUGUAGAUUGUUCACAGGUCGCCAUGUAACACUUCUGUUCUUUCUCCAGCUUGGCAUAACAUGAUGUAUUCUUGUAUAUUAAUGCUUGACUUAUCUCUCCAGGGCAUUCUUUCCCGUUCUUUCCUUUUGAUUUUUCUGAUCUCCUGUCUUUUUUUUUUCUGCACCUGUUUAGCUAUUGUAAAGCUUUCAGCUCUGAUUCCUAUACUGUACUGCUAAUGCUGAAGUAUAUGUAUUUAUCAUAUUAAGUGCUGCAGGUAUCUUGGUUUAUUAGUUUUUGUUUUGUUUGUUUCCAUUUUUUCAGUUCUUCAUAAAACGUCUGGGACGAUGAUUUUUUAAGUGUAUUAUCUCAAAAAAAAAUUAAAAGAAUAAAAGUUAGAUCAGUGGUUUAGGUAACACCUGUUUGUAUAUUUAUCUUAGCUAGGUCUAUUUUGAUACUUUUUUGUCUCUGUACUGCAUUUAUGCAUUUUUAAGGAAAGAAAAACAAAACAAAUGGAAAACAAACUAAAAAGUUUCUUCAUUAUGUAUUGAUACCUCAGAAGGACUUUUUCUCAAAGACAGGACCAAAACCUCUGAAAAGAAAAAGAGAAAGAGGAAAAAUGUAUGAAUAUGUAGCCCCUCUCUUGCUUUAAAAAAAUCGCGGAGCUCUAGAAAGAUAUUGCUGUUGGUCCUCUCAGGUGCCAAUAUGUGUCCCAGCUCCCUGUGACCCCACCCUCUGACCCCUGACCCCUGUCAUUCCUGUGCUGAACUCCGACCCACAGAGCUGCCAAUCAUCUGCAGGCGCCAUGGGGGUGUCACUGAGUCACACACCUGGCUGGUGGUGACCAGUCACAGACCUCAUCUCCCAGUCCCACAGAGACAGAUCAAAGCCAGACAUUGUUGCAUUUUUGAUACUCCUCCUCAUGUAGUCUCAAUACCAAAAUGUGGAAUGGCUCUCAGAGAUGCAGCUCACCCUCUGACUACCAAAGGCAUUGAAAGCAACCAUUUGCUUAGUCCAAACUCCUGAACUGUAACCAAACUGUAACCAAACCAAUGCCACAACCUUAACCAAACAAAAACCAAGCUACUUCCAAAAGUCUCCAUCGACUUCACUGAUAGCUGUUCUCUCGUACAUCCACGUAAGGUGUUGUAGGAGCGGCCUGCAUCCUAUUGGCUGGUGACUGACUCAAAGGACACGGGUGCCCAAAUCCUGACUUGUGAUUGGACAGUUCUGAGGUGUCAUGUGAGGGGAAGGGACUCUCAAAGUGGAGCAUUGCCUGACGGUAUUAUCACGUAGAUAGCCAGAAUCUGAUGGAACUACCACUUCAGCUGUCCUCUGGUUAAACCUAAGGAAUGUGUGUACAUUUUCAGCAGUGACUCUCUAUUGUUUCUUAGUUUCAGUUUACCUGUUUACCUCUCUUUUUCCUUUGGUUUUUGUUCUGUUUCUUGUUAUUUGAAAGUGUGACCCGAGGAAGAGGUGGGUACAGGGACUGGGCAGCGGCUUUAGACAGAAAGUGGAGCCCAGCCCUCUGACCCUCCACCCCGGGCAGCCAUGUAAUGCCAGUCACUGCCCUUUCCUUCAUGCUGUAUAAAAAAACACACACAUAUAUCUGUGUAUUUGUAACCUGAAUCUUCUUGUGUCUGUCCAUGCAGACAAUAAAAAAACUGUACAGUAGGUCUAGUUGCAUGUAAUCUGUACUAAUUAUUGACAAUGGCAUUAUAAAAUGCAAUAAAAUACUUAUUACACUGUC